Molecule: messenger RNA, 4295 nt
Organism: Nothobranchius furzeri (turquoise killifish)
Lineage: Eukaryota; Metazoa; Chordata; Actinopteri; Cyprinodontiformes; Nothobranchiidae
Gene: sp5a
Product: Sp5 transcription factor a
Biological process (GO): regulation of transcription by RNA polymerase II
Molecular function (GO): DNA-binding transcription factor activity, RNA polymerase II-specific; RNA polymerase II cis-regulatory region sequence-specific DNA binding
Source: RefSeq, a predicted model, not a curated record
GCAGGAGGCCCCCGGGUCGACCCAAGACACGUUGGAGAGGUUACAUCUCCAAUCUGGUCCGGGAACGCCUUGGGGUCCUGCCGGAGGAGCUGGUGGAGAAGGCCGGGGAGAGGACGGUCUGGAGCUCCCUAGUUGGAAUGCUGCCCCCGCGACCCGGGCCCGGAUAAGCGGAGGAAGACGACGACGACACUUUUUAAAUUCUGUUCUUUCACAUCGAUUUUAAAGAGUUUAGAUGUUUUGUUAUUAAAUUCAUGUUUCUUACCAUAAAUGUUUUCGAAACGUUGUAAAGUAACUUCCAUAAGUCAUACGUCCAGCCAGUCGUCUAGUGUGACAUCAUCAUCAGGCGCAUGACCCUGAGCCGGCUCACAUGAGAGAACAUGGCAUCUAAUAUGCCGUCCUCCAGAGACUUUGACCAGCACCCAUGUGUUUUAGAUUUUUAUGGUUAUGCAGCCGCCAUGUUGGUAGCUUUGUUACUUGUUUCUUGUUACUUCAGACAACAGAGUGCUAAGUCUUGCAGCUUCAUUCAAUCUAUUAUUCAUUUGAAAUAUUGGACAAUUCCUGUCCAUAGGCUUAUAAGAUUGUAAUCUGAAAUGGGAGGUGGCCACCACCGCCAUUUGGAUUAUGUCACACGUUAAUCGUUAAAAUCCACUAACACCACAAACAAAAAAGCCAAAAAUGUCAGUUAUGCAGAGCUACAGCAGCAGCAAGUUUGUGCUCUGGUCUUGGGUCUGUCAUAUGGAUCCAAACCGUUUAUAACGCUGAUGUUGUCCACACAUCAGUCCCUGGCUUCCCUGUUUGAUGAAUCCCUGUAUAUUCUGCAUCAUUUUCGCGAUUUUAACCUGUGUUUACCUCAUUCUUUCUCCCAAAUCUGCUUUUCGUCUGCAAUUUACUGUUAGUUUCCAUGAUUUGUUUGCACUCGUGAGGCUACCUACAUGUGCGCCACGUCCCAAAAUGCACCACAUAAUCACACGUAAUCACAAGCUCUAUCCUGGACCUGGAGAGCCGCUAUCCACCAUUUAUAGUUAUUUCCCUGCUUUACCUCACCUGAUUCAAUGGUUGAAUCACCUGUUCAGUAGGUCAUCAGUCUCACCUGUGGCUCAUCGGCACCAAUGAGUUAGUAGUGAAAUAGUGAUUGUAGUGUAAAGCAGUUGGUAUCUGUUAUAAAUGUUUCAAAGGAUGAUGAAACAUGAAGAAUCCUAAUAAUCACAGCUCCUUUGCAAAUUUGAUGAUCACUGACUAGUGAAAUUAUUGCCAAAGAUUAUUCAUAUACCUCCAAAGCUGUUAUGAGUGAAAAAGCAUCACUUUUUUUAUUUAUUAUUACAGAAAUAAUCCAGUUUAAACAAGAUGGCUCAAAAAGCUUCAAAGGUCCUUAUUUUAAAAGCAAAACCAGCCUUUACAGUUACCCCAACAUGAUGUAAACAGAGUUAAUCUCCCUUUUUGUCUUUUUAAAAAAUGUAUGUGACUAUUGCAGCCAUAGUGGUGUUUAACAUGGCUCCAGUUCAGCCCAGCAGGACUCCCCCUUUCCCUCAUGACUGUGUGUAAAGCCGUGGGAGAGGACUGGGAACAUUAAUCCCAUCAAAGGAACAGAUCUAAUUCAAAAUCUGCCGCUCCAAACUAGUUGAGAGGACAGUGAUUGUUUCUGCAGGGAAGCCUGAUAAAGAUCACAGAGCUGAACUACAACUUUUCAUUUCUGCCACCAAAAGGAAAGUUUUGGUUAUUAUCUGAUGAAAGCCGCAUCGUUUUGCCUUCAUUAAAUGUUCUGGGAAAAAAAAUAAUAAAAUUACAGGUUUUCUUUAAAAAGAUGUUUGGAUGUUUUUCUGCUCUAAUCAAGACAUCUAAACAGCAAAUGUUUAAGUUUGACAAUGCAUCCAAGUGAGAUAUAUAAACACUUGAUGGAUCAUCACUUGGAUUAUCUGCUGAGAGAUAUCCCUGCAGGCUCUGAUGUCAGAACCAUUUUUACACAAUAAAGGAGGGAAAAAUGUUUAAAUGUAAAAUCAGCUUCUGAUAAAACAAGUGAUUGAAAUGAAAAUAAUUCAGAGCGGGUGUAAUUAUGUGUUUAAUGCCAAGCUGCACAGUUCAAAGGCACAACAAAAGCAAAAUUUAAUUCUAAUUAGAAUAAAAAAUAGAGAGGCAGAUUCAUCGGAGAUGAGAACUUUGUGUUGAGUCACUUGAUUUUGGUCUCUUCUCCAUCAAACAGUCGCUCUUGGAGAUCUCCAGAGAUAACAAUGUCACAUUGUCACAUAAGGUUCUGCUACAAAUCCUUAAUUACAAAUAGAGGAUCAGAUGAAUACAGCAUCCAAUGGCGGGGUCUCCAGGCGGCGUGGAGGUCUUUGAUCAAGAAAAUCCAAUUAUUUGUGUAUAUACAUUUCCCACAUAGUGAUUACUUCAUUAAUUGUCCCGCCUUUAUCUCCUCCCUUCCCAACCCCCCUAAUAAUCAGCUCCUUUAUCCAGACCAACAAACACACCAUAGGAGCUUUGUGGAUUCAAAGGAUUUGCUUUCCCCUCUCAAAGAGCCGCUAUUCUUUGAUGAUUGGGCAGCGGCAAACUUCAAAGUAAUAAAUCUUAUUUCUGACUGGCUGGCGGCCCACCAAAGUCUUUAUCAAAUUCUAAAAAGUGAUCCCUCACUCUUCAGAUACACAGAGGAUAUAUCGGAGAGAGGAGGCACAGGAGAGCCCGCUCGACGCGCACAUUUCACUCCGAAUGCGCAUAUUCAUCCAAAUUACUGCGCUUAUUUAUUAUUAUUAUUAUUAUUAUUAUUAGCUGUUUGGCUUCGCGAGGAGGAGGACCCUCACCAUGGCAGCUGUGGCUGUUCUGCGGAAUGAAACACUGCAAGCUUUUCUCCAGGACCGGACUCCUAACUCUUCUCCUGAGAACUGUAAACACUCUCCGUUGGCUCUUCUGGCUGCAACUUGUAACCGGAUCGGGCACCACCCGGGGUCCAACCCCCCAGAUUUCCUCCAGGUUCCCUACGACCCCACUCUGGGCUCCCCGUCGCGUUUAUUUCACCCGUGGACUAACGAGGGGCCCCCCCAGAGCAGCCUGACCAGCAACUCCACUUUCGGACUAUCCUCCAAGCCCCAGCUGUCUGCGCACCUCCAGAGCUCCUUCAGCUCCCACCACGAACUGCCCCUCACCCCUCCGGCGGACCCCUCUUACCCUUAUGACUUCUCCCCGGUCAAGAUGUUACCUUGCUCCAUGCAGUCCACCUGCCCCCCGACCUACGUCCCUGCCGUCAGUUACGCACCGACGCCCAUCCCGCCCGCCAUGCCAAGUUUUGUCACGGGACCCUCCGGACUUGUCCACCAGCAGCAGAGACAGUUGUCCCCAAACCCGGGGGAGGACAUUCCGUGGUGGAGCCUCCAGCAGGGGAACCACGUGAGCCACUCUUCCUCCCUCGGUCCUCACCGCUUCCAGCUGCAGAGAGGCUUGGUCCUGGGCCACACGGACUUUGCGCAAUACCAGACGCAGAUCGCCGCUCUGCUGCACACCAAGUCGCCGCUGGCGACCGCGCGGAGGUGCAGGCGGUGCAGGUGUCCCAACUGCCAGUCCUCCACCUCCAGCGACGAGCCCGGCAAGAAGAAGCAGCACAUCUGUCACAUACCGGGCUGCGGGAAAGUUUACGGGAAAACGUCGCACCUGAAGGCGCACCUGAGGUGGCACUCUGGCGAGCGGCCGUUCGUGUGCAACUGGCUGUUCUGCGGCAAAAGUUUCACCCGGUCGGACGAGCUGCAGAGACACCUGAGGACUCACACCGGGGAGAAGCGCUUUGUGUGUCCGGACUGCUGCAAGAGGUUCAUGAGGAGUGACCAUUUGGCCAAACACGUCAAAACUCACCAGAAUAAAAAGAGCAAGUGCCACGAUAAGACGCUGGAGCACGUGAAAAGAGAGGACACGAGGAGUAUGCUGUAACACACCUGUAGUCAUUAACACACCUGUGCAAUACACUCACUCAGAGUCCAAGUGCAUCAAUGAGCUACGUUUCAGUCCCUGGUUGGAAACUUUUUUUUACACCGGCUCAAGUUUCCUGGUCUGUGUCACAUUUCUGUGUAAAUAUAAAGUUUAAUUUGGGACCAAGUUUGGAUUCCCUGUAUCUUAACAAGGAGGACAAGUUUUCAACUUGUGUUUCUGGAUCUUCUGUGGAAGAUCUCACCCCCUGUAAAUGAUAUAGCUUUUGUUGAAAGAAAGUGUCUGUUUCCUUGCUCCACAUGGGGGGUGUUUUAAAGCAUGCUCUUGAACAGAUCUGCUUAUUGUUGACAUGACCCAAAUGCUGUGUGAGAAUAAAAGUUUUAACAUUU